Molecule: messenger RNA, 1076 nt
Organism: Malaclemys terrapin pileata
Lineage: Eukaryota; Metazoa; Chordata; Testudines; Emydidae
Gene: TVP23A
Product: trans-golgi network vesicle protein 23 homolog A
Exons: 8
Coding region: 97-813 (238 amino acids)
Biological process (GO): protein secretion; vesicle-mediated transport
Cellular component (GO): Golgi membrane
Source: RefSeq, a predicted model, not a curated record
GCGGCUGGCCCGCGAGGCAGAGCCCGCUGCCGCCCGGGCCGGACUAGGUCCGGGGGGACCGCGGAGCAUCCGGCUCGACUCGGCGCGGACGGCAGGAUGAAGCAGGUGGGCCCUGGCGCCCAGUCCUUGCGCCUCAGCCAACGGGAGGCGAGCGGGGAGGGCACGGCCUGGGUGGAGCCAUUAGUGGAUGACACUGAGGAUGUGUCUCUUGACUUUGGGAAUGAAGAGGAACUGGCAUUAAGGAAAGCAAAAAUCAGGCAUCCCCUGGCUACCUUUUUUCACCUGUUUUUCCGAGUGAGUGCUAUUGUUACCUACUUGCUCUGUGACUGGUUCAGCAAAAGCUUUGUUGCCUGUUUUGUCACUAUUCUUCUCCUUCUGUCAUUUGACUUUUGGUCUGUUAAGAAUGUAACUGGAAGACUCUUAGUUGGCUUACGUUGGUGGAACCAGAUUGAUGAAGAUGGAAAAAGCCACUGGGUUUUUGAAGCAAAAAAGGUAUCUACAAGCAUAGCUGCCUCAACUGAAGUUGAAGCUCGAAUCUUUUGGCUUGGACUGAUUAUCUGUCCAGUUAUUUGGACAGUGUUCUUUUUUAGCACUUUGUUUUCCUUGAAGUUGAAAUGGCUGGCUCUUGUGAUAGCUGGAAUCUCCCUUCAAGCUGCUAACUUAUAUGGAUACAUCCACUGUAAAUUAGGAGGGAAAAAAAGCAUCAGCAAAGUAACUUCGAGGUUUUUGUCACAGCAGAUGUUUCAGAGGGAGAGACAAGAAGAAAUUCAGGGUAUGGAUGUCCUGAAGGAUAUGGAAAUACAUAACCACUAGGUGACUACACUCUGAUCAAAAAGAGGAGACAAUCCUAAAUUUAAGUGACUGCACUCUAAAUAUGGAACUCUACUAAUCAAAGAAAAAGAUGUCCAAGUGAUCUUAUCCAAUGAAACACAGCAUGGAAAUGCACACUACAAUUAAUCCUCAAAUGAAGAAGGCUUGAAAGUACUAAUAUUUAAAAAAAGAGACUCAGGUAAAUGUUCCAAUGAAAAUAUGUAUUUAAUGUAUAAGAGUUUCUGAAUAAAGUCUAUAUGUGAACA